AUGAGCUCGCCGCAGAAGAAGACCGCCGCCGCAACAGAGGGUAACCUCUCUGUUGCUCAGUACCAUGAGCGCCAGCAGGCAAAGCGCGACGCGCUCGCUGCAAAGGACGCGUCGGGGACAACCCAGCCGGAGAUUGUCCUCGAAGGUUCCUCUGUAGUCAACGACGCCGUUGACUACGAGGACGGCGACGUGGAGAUGGAAGAGGGCGAAGUCUCUUCUAGCAAGCGCAAGGAAUCUAUCGACAGCGACAGUCUCGACCCACAUGCCGGGUCGAGACGCCCUCGUGAAGGGGACGACUCGAACGCUUCGAGCUCGAAGCGUUCGCGCGGCGAGAGCGAUACUCCGCGCUCUGCUGCUGGGGCUUUAAGCUCCCCGCGCGCUGCUCAGGCAGCGCGCGAUCCGUGGAUGCCGUCUGCGUCAGAGAUUGCAGACCGUGUGGGCAACACUGUGCCUCCAAAUGAAACUCCGCUGUACGUAUGCAGCGGGAUCCACGAUGAUGCUGUGGCGGAGGAGCAGCACUUUGAUCCGUUAACGAAUCAAAGGCGCGAUUACUAUAUCGGACUCUUUCACGAGCUCCGAUACUUCUCCAGCAAGAAGACCUCUUCUCGCAGCAAAGUGCCUGAGUGGCAGGCACUUUGUCAAAGUUGGAAUGCUUUUCUUGAGAACUUCAACAAGAAGCCGGCUGCUUACCGUGAGCGGGUUAAGCAUGCCCGCGAGCGCUUCGAGACAUUCUCGACGCGCGGGAGGCUGGAGCAGCUCCACAGAUCCUCUGUGGACGCUGGUAUUCCAUGCGCUGUGCCCGAAGGCCAUCAGUGCACGUUGUUUCUUCCGGGUGCGGUGCGCUUGAGCGACCGCGACCUAAACGGGUACACGACGAUUCGUGUUCCUGAGAGUCUCAAGGAUCUCCGUGCCAAGUUCUUGGCACGUGAGGAACGCGACGAUCGUGGGACCUCGGGCGCUGUAGGUGACCACAGCGCUCGCACUACCUUCGCGUCGGCAGUGCGUGGUGAGCUUCGUACGCCCUCACCAUUUCCGGAACGUCCUGCGGCAGGACGUCCCGUGGCUCCCAUCGUGUUGAGGCGCGGGCGUCGUGGAUCGGAGGCGGCGGUGGUGGGAACACGCCCCGGGUAUGGUCAACCUGGGGUUGACCUUGGCCCGACGCUCGAAGAGCGGGUCGCUGCUGUGGAACAGCAUCAGAGCCGGGAGUUCGCCGCUCUGAAGCAGGAGGUGGCGAUCCUGAGGGCUCAAGUCGCUCAGGCCUCGCAGACCGCGUCGGUCUCUGUCGACGUGGGAGGUCGCGUCGCACGCCUGGCCCAGCGCGUUCACGCACUGGAGCAGAGGUUCGCUCCCGCUGGGGCUUCCGCUUCGGGCCAGCCGAGCUAG
This is a messenger RNA of Phytophthora sojae, 1383 nucleotides long. RefSeq lists its product as hypothetical. The transcript has 2 exons. The record is from RefSeq and is a predicted model, not a curated record. Lineage: Eukaryota; Oomycota; Peronosporomycetes; Peronosporales; Peronosporaceae. Bases 1 to 1383 code for a protein of 460 amino acids.